CCAAACCCGACGUAACAUUGGAGUACAAGCUUUUGAGUCGAAAGCAUUGUAUUUUGGUCUCUGCCAAUUACUUGGAAAUUUCAGUAGUUUUGGAUGUAGUUUAUCGGUUGGGGAUAUAGAAAACAGCAUCCAGAUAACAAGAUGUGUGGAAGGACGGCCUGCACCCUCGCUCCUGACGAAGUGUGCAAAGCCUGCAGCUCCCGAACUCUCGACAGCAAAGGUAACAAGCAGUAUCGAGCAGCCGCCUGGCGUGACCAUCCAGGGAACCACAAUUAUUCACCGAGACAAAAUGUAGCACCCACGUCCUUCACUCCAGUUAUGUUGAGUGAACGCCAUGUACGUGGAGUGAAGAGACAAAGUGAGGGAGAGGAGGUGCCAUCCAAGUAUGUUAUACAGCCAAUGAUGUGGGGCCUCAUCCCUCCAUUUUAUAAGGGACCUUCAGCCACAGGUCAUGGGUUCAAGACAAACAAUUGCCGUGUGGAAGACAUAGAGGAAAAGAAGUCAUACAAACCUUCACUUCUCAAGGGACAGAGGUGUGUUAUCCUGUGUGAUGGUUUCUAUGAGUGGCAGAGCACAAAGGGAGAAAAAGAAAAGCAACCUUACUUCAUUUAUGCCCCACAACCAGAAGGGGUGGAGAUCUGGAAUCGUGAUACAUGGGACAAGCCUGAUGUUUGGAGUGAAGAGGAAGGCUGGAAGGGACCUCGUUUACUGAAAAUGGCUGGACUCUUUUCCAGUUGGACAUCAUCAGAAGGGGAGGAAGUGAUGAGCUACACAGUAGUGACCAUGGAGUCUGGGAAAAAAUUUGGUGAACUUCAUCACCGUGUUCCUGCCAUUUUGGAAACUGACCAGGAAGUUGAGGACUGGUUAGACCACAGCCGCUUGGGAUACAAGGAAGCUCUUGCAAACUUGAAGAAUGACACAGAAAUAACUUGGCACCCAGUCUCCAAAAAUGUCAAUAAUUCUCGCAACCAAGAAGGGGAUUUGAUGUCUCCAACCAGCCUCGAUCAAAAACCUAAAGAGACUGCCAGCAGCAAGUUGAUGGCUUCAUGGCUAAGCAAAGCUCCUCCCAAACAGAGUGGAAUAAAGAAGGAACCCACAACCCCAGACAGUAUUAAGAAAGAAAGCCAAGCAGCCAAUGUCAAAAAGGAGGUGAAGCCUUCGCCACUUGCCAAGUGGCUUAAAAAGGGACACAAAAAUGAAAAGGAAUGAAGUGGACUUUGUUAAUGUUGAAAUCAUGCUAUAUAAGCCACUUGUGCUUCUUGCUUCUUGUGCAAAGUGAAAAGCGACUAUGUUUACAAAGAACAUUAAGUUUUAUUAUGCUUAGGUGAACAUAAAAGAGACUGGAGAGGGAAGCGAAGCUGAAGACACAUUGUGCUAGUACCUGUCUGAACUAAAGAAAUUUUUAAUUUGACAAAAUUUUGUCAUGUUAGAAGGCACAGUUACAAAAUGUUCUAAUUACCUUGUAACCAUAAGUAAUAUAGUGGUACAAAACUUAUUGGUCUAAGUAUCAUGUAACCAAUAUUAAUAGUGACAAGAAAAUCUAACAUACCUAUGCUAAUAAAAAGGUUCGUUCAUCUGAUAUUUCUUAAAAUUAUUAGAUUAAGAUAUAUAUUUUAAUAAAGAUUUUUUUUUUCUUCUUCUUCUUCUUCUUUUUCUUUUGUAGAGUAAGUGAUGGAACAUUAUAUGCAGUUGUUCAGUAUUGAGUGAUGGAGCUUAGACUUCAAAGAUGUUACCGAAUAGUCAAAAGUGAAAAAUAUGAAAUAUGGGUGAUCUUUACCAAGCUCCUUGUAUUGGAGACACCCUGUGCAUUUUUUUUUUCUGUAUAAAAUGCCUGAAAUGACUUGAUAUUUCUAGUUUAUAACAGUUUGCAAUAUUAUUGAAGCAAAGAUACUCCAAGUUCUCAUGAGUUUUUAAUUUGUGAAAAAGGGACUGAGAAUUCUUCUCUCGCCAUUUUUGAAGUAGAACUGAUAUUAACAGAUGUGACUUGUGAUAAAAAAACAGCCUUAAUUAUAUAACAAGAUAUAUCAUUGUAUCACCCACACAAUAAAGCUCUUCAUAUGCACAAUGAAUACAUCUGUCAUUAUAGAGAUCGCAGUGGUUAGUAUCAUGAAAUCAGGAGAAUAAAAAGG
This is a messenger RNA of Penaeus monodon (black tiger shrimp), 2129 nucleotides long. RefSeq names its product abasic site processing protein HMCES-like. The record is from RefSeq and is a predicted model, not a curated record. The coding region runs from base 142 to 1209 and encodes 355 amino acids. NCBI's taxonomy places the organism in Eukaryota, Metazoa, Arthropoda, Malacostraca, Decapoda, Penaeidae. The transcript is spliced from 9 exons. Gene Ontology annotation, biological process: DNA damage response. Gene Ontology annotation, molecular function: single-stranded DNA binding.